CUGGUCUAUUAUUCCCACCGCACACCGACUCAUCAUUCCAAUCGACUCUUCCUUCGACUUGAACACGAACAAACGAACGCAACCAUGGACGUGAGACAAGCGAUCAACGCCCAAACCGACGUUGCUUUGUCUCUCUCGAAGCAGCUCCUCCUCGUCGCCGACUCCAAGGGCUCGAACGUCGUCUUCUCUCCGCUCUCCAUCCACGUCGUCCUCAGCCUGAUCGCCGCCGGCUCCAGCGGGCCCACCCGGUCGGAGCUCCUCUCCUUCCUCAAGUCCCAGUCCCCUGACCACCUGAACUGCUUCGCUUCCGAGCUCGUCUCCGUCGUCUUCUCCGACGGCAGCCCCGCCGGCGGCCCCAAGCUCUCCUUCGCCAAUGGCCUCUGGCUCGACACCUCCCUCUCCCUCAAGCCAUCCUUCAAACAAGUGGUGGACACCGCGUACAGGGCCGCCACUCAACUCGCCGAUUUCAAGACCAAGGCUAUCGAAGUGGCCGGUCAGGUGAACUCAUGGGCUGAGAAGGAGACGAGUGGCCUCAUCAAGGAGGUUCUUCCCGCUGGUUCAGUCGAUGCCAGUACCCGUCUGAUCUUUGCGAAUGCUCUCUACUUCAAAGGGGCUUGGAAUGAGAAGUUCGACCCGUCGAGAACCAAGGAUGCCGAAUUCCAUCUUCUCGAUGGGAACCACAUUCAGGUUCCUUUCAUGACCAGCAAGAAGAAGCAGAUGGUGAGCGCCUUUGAUGGGUUCAAAGUCCUCGGUCUACCUUACAAGCAAGGAGAGGACAAAAGGAGUUUAUCCAUGUACUUCUACCUUCCCGAUGCGAAGGACGGACUUUCAUCUCUGGCAGAGAAGGUCUGCUCCGAGCCUGGGUUCUUAGACCGCCAUAUUCCUCAGCAGAAGGUGGAAGUGGGCGACUUCAGAAUCCCGAGGUUCAAGAUCUCGUUCGGGUUUGAAGCUUCGGAAGUUCUGAAGCAGCUAGGAGUGGUGGGGGCCUUCUCAGGUAAAGGGGGUCUGAUGGAGAUGGUGGACUCUGCGGAGGGGCAUAACCUCUAUGUUUCGAGCGUGUUCCACAAGUCCUUCAUUGAAGUGAACGAGGAGGGUACUGAAGCUGCGGCUGCCUCUGCCGGCGUUAUAAAACUCCGAUCUCUGUUGCUGGCUGAGAAGAUAGACUUCGUAGCUGACCAUCCGUUCCUGUUCCUUAUACGAGAGAACGUGACUGGGACGGUUCUAUUCAUCGGUCAGGUCCUUAAUCCUUUAACUGUCUGAUCAUAUAUACAUCGACUGUUCUGAGACGUGAUGGCUUUUGAUAUGGAAAUGCUUAGAGUGGCCUUCUGAGACUUGAUAGCUUGUAUGGCAUAUAACAUUCAAAUAAAUGUCGUGUGGAUGUAUGUGAACUAGCCCGGGAUCUAGGAUGUAACAGUACGUGUACUAUAGUAUGAAGUAAAAGAGCUGAGAAAUAUUCUGUACGCUGUUGUAUCCUUACAUUCUGGUGUAUCCUUGCAUGCUGCUGUUGUUUCAGGAUUUGGAUCUGGUUGAACGUCAAAAUGGAAGAUGUAAUCUAGAGGCCGAAAACUUAUUAA
This is a messenger RNA of Punica granatum (pomegranate), 1574 nucleotides long. The record is from RefSeq and is a predicted model, not a curated record. NCBI's taxonomy places the organism in Eukaryota, Viridiplantae, Streptophyta, Magnoliopsida, Myrtales, Lythraceae.